GCUGGGUGAGCUGUGAAAAAUACACAAUGGCAUCCUUCCUGUCCUGCAGCUUUUAAUUGAUCGUCAGAGCCCGUCCAGAGGACGCAAAAAUGUCCAGUGCAUGUAAGCUGCCAGUGUUGGAGGCGAUGGACAAGCAUCACUGUCUGGCCUGUGACACCAUUGUGGAAGGGCUUGACCUGUACAUUCUUCACAAAAGGCAAGACUGCCCUGCAUUACAGUUGGUCAGGAGUACCUUCAAUGUAAGUGCUAGUACUGCUUCAGUGCCAAACAAAGAAAUACCAGGUGAUGAUGGACGUGAUCAGACUGGGAUUUCAGACACUGACGGUUUGCAAGAUGACAACAGCCAAGAAAAGGGAUGCAAGGAAGCAGAGAGUGGUAAAGCUGCUGACACAGAAAGUCUCAUCACUUCCAGUGGCACACACAGUCUUCAUGCAGACAAAAACCUUCCAACAGCAGACCAUAGGUUGCCAAGUACAAGAAGUAAGACUAACAGACUUACAGUACAUAGUUCUGUAGGUUCUUCAAAUGUGACAAAGGCAGACGGUCAAGGUGAGGAAAGUCAGAACACAGAAAGUGAUGAACCAGUCAGUGUGGAUGUACAUAAUUCUGCUCGUCCUUGGGAAUGCUCAACAAUAGACCAAGGCUCAGAGUUGAGAGAUGAGCCAUUAAAAACAAGUAUUAAUUCCAAGCCUCAAGAGGAUGGAAAUAAGAAAGAAGGUUCAAAGGACCAACACUGGUGCAAUGUUUGCAAGAAGACAUACUUGUCAGCUGCAACACUUAACAGGCAUUUUAAGACUAGUAGCCACAAGUCCAUGGUUUCACAGGCUUCCUCUGAAAAUGGCUCAAAUGUAAAAUCAGGCUGUUUUCAUAGCCAAGCAAUUGAUGCCUCAGCUACAGGUAAUGGAACAAGAAUUUCUUCAAAGGAUGUUGAAAGUCAAGGGAGUGAAGAACACAUUACAAAACUAGCAGCUUCCUCAACUGCACCGAAGAGGAUUUCUAGACAGAGAAGAAAGAGAAAGUUACCAUCAGAGGGAAAUCCAGCACAGAACAGCCUCAGAAGAAAAAGAAAUUGUCUCAAUAAGAAGAUUGAUUUGGGAAAAAAAGGUGACUCUAAACAGCAGCAUUGUUGUGGUGAGUGUCCCUUUAAAAGUGCUUACAAGGCUUCCCUACGGAGACACUUAGAAACAUUUCACAGCCGUUACCUCUGUAGUCGCUGCAACAAAACGUUUGUGACAAGCGAGGACUGUACUGCCCACCAGAGGGAAGUCCAUGGUACUAUACAACGUAGAACUGGACAUGUGUGCAGUGAUUGUGAUGCCCAGUUUUCCACAGAAGAGGAUCUCAAUGUGCACAGACGGGAGAUGAGACACAUGCUGUACUGGGGAAGUACCUGUGUGUUCUGUGGGAAGACAGUAUCCAAAGGCCCAUGUUUGAAAGGACAUAUUCAGGCCGUUCACCUUGGAGAGAAGCCCCACAAGUGUCAGCACUGCUCCUAUUCCACAGCAUGGGCAACUGACCUCCGUAUGCACGUCAAGCGCCAUCUGAACAUCAAACCCUUCAAGUGUCCAGAGUGUGAUUACACGGCUGUCCGUAUGGUAGCAGUCAAAAGACACCUACAGAUGCAUGGGGAGGGCGAGCCAAGAAGGUUGUGUGACAUUUGUGGGAAGAGCUUUGCUGGAAAUUUGCAACGACACAUGACUCUCCAUGAGGGCCAUAAACCUUUUGAGUGCCCGUACAAUGCUUGCACCUAUGCUGCAACUUUCAAACAGGGAUUGACCAAUCACAUUCGUAGUGUUCACAGGGCAGAGAAGAGUAUCGUGUGUGAGCAGUGUGGCUUUGCAACCACCACAGUAAAGCUGAUGAAGUGGCACAUACGGAGGAAGCACAGUGCAGAGAAACCACACAAGUGUGACCAGUGCAGCUAUGCCACCUCCUGGCAGCCUCACCUCAUCAGGCACAAGCGUACACACACAGGAGAGAAGCCUUACAACUGUCCUCACUGCUCCUACCGUGCCAACAAUGUGGAGAACCUGCGCAAGCACAUUCUCAAGACUAAGAAACACGAGGGGCUGAAGCAGUACGUGUGUAAGUGGUGUCCUUACAACACCAACAGUCAGCACGACUUCUCCCACCACCUCAGGAACAAGCACCCCGGGGAAGACCUGGGAGUCAGGCCAACGUUUGUACUGGGGAUCAAUCGAGGGGCUGCCAAAAUGAAGUCUGUUCGCAGCCAGGAUAAGUUAGGCCAUUUAGCCACCGCUUCAGUAGUACAGUUGGAGCAUGAUGAGAAUAAUUCUACAGGAGGGCAGGGUACCCUCCCAGAUAUUUUGGCAUCACAAGACAAGUUGCAAUAUCUGGUGGAAGAAACAAAAAUUAUCUCUGAUAAUGGUGAAGGGGGAAAAUAAACUUGAGUUGACAGCAACCUUGAAGACCUUUUGUUUACAAAGUUAAUUAUCAUUCAUAAGAGCUAUCAGCUAUCUGUUUUCUUUACUUACAGAAGAUUUGAACAUAAUUUUUUUAAGUUUGGCAGGAAUAAAAAGUGACUCUUAAAUAUAGUCAAGUUUUGCUCUAUCAUAAUAUUUCAUUGUGUAUGAUGGAAAUGGACUGAUACAAAUGUAGCUAGCUUCCUUGUUUGUGAUCCUACCUGCAACAUGUAUAAUAUAUAUGUAUAUAUCCAUAAUAAAUUCAUGGAGAAACAUUCAGUGAACCACUUACUUUUCCAUGUCUGAUCAAUGAGUACAUUGUGUAUUUAAGAUCCGGACAUACGCUGUAUCGUGUAAUCAUGUGUAGUGCAGUAUGGAUCUCUUAUA
Molecule: messenger RNA, 2810 nt
Organism: Branchiostoma belcheri (Belcher's lancelet)
Lineage: Eukaryota; Metazoa; Chordata; Leptocardii; Amphioxiformes; Branchiostomatidae
Product: zinc finger protein 658B-like
Exons: 3
Coding region: 90-2405 (771 amino acids)
Biological process (GO): regulation of transcription by RNA polymerase II
Cellular component (GO): chromosome
Molecular function (GO): chromatin insulator sequence binding
Source: RefSeq, a predicted model, not a curated record